This is a messenger RNA of Scleropages formosus (Asian bonytongue), 4068 nucleotides long. It is a transcript of the gene sytl5, whose product is annotated as synaptotagmin-like 5. NCBI's taxonomy places the organism in Eukaryota, Metazoa, Chordata, Actinopteri, Osteoglossiformes, Osteoglossidae. Gene Ontology annotation, biological process: intracellular protein transport; exocytosis. The transcript is spliced from 18 exons. Gene Ontology annotation, cellular component: exocytic vesicle; plasma membrane. The record is from RefSeq and is a predicted model, not a curated record. Gene Ontology annotation, molecular function: neurexin family protein binding; phospholipid binding; small GTPase binding. Bases 341 to 2614 code for a protein of 757 amino acids.
GGAGGUGCCUGGGAUGGAGGUGUGUGAGAUGGUGUGUGAAAAACAGAGCUCCCGGUGUCUACGAGGUGAGCUGUCAGAAUGACUGGGGAGCCUCUCCUGAAGGUGGCGUGAGCCGCAGAGACGGAGCUCUACUGGCGAUGAGGGGAUCUGAGUGGGACAACCAACAAGUGAAGGACCUAGACCGCUCUCUGUCAGCCCAGCAGACACCCAGACCGGAUGCAUCGCCAUGGACACCCUGAAGGGACGUCAUGUUGACUGUAGGCAUGCGUGAAGUGACUUAGCAGGAUCCUCCUGGUUGUGCGCUAACAUCUGGUAUUGACUCGAGGCUCUGACUCAAAUCAUGGCUAAAACAACAGAGUCCCUAAACCUCUCCUUCCUGCUGGACCAUGAGAGGGAGGUUAUCCUCAGAGUUCUCCAGAAGGAUGAGAAGCUCCGGAAGUUGGAGGAAAAAAGGAUCAGGAAGUUGAAGAACGAGCUGCUGGAGAUGAAGCGCAAGGGCCCCCGGCGCCCCCAUGAGGCAGGCGAGCGCCAGUGCUCUCGUUGCCAGAAGACACUGGGCCUCAUUUUCGAGCGGGGCGAGGAAUGCGAGGACUGCCGGCAGCGUGUUUGCACCGAGUGCCGCGUCCCGCUGGCUAAGGGCAGGUGGCGCUGCUCUGUGUGCACCAAGAUCCUGGAGCUGAAGGUGCUGACAGGUGAAUGGUUCUUGGAGGAGCGGUCCAAGCGCUUCUCUCAUGGAACCGCUGUGUGCAGCGAUGUGGUCAAGCAAUCCAUCCUGAGCAGCCCUCCAGCGGACAGCAGGGUGGAUCGUGGGAGACCACAGCCUGACGCGAGAGCGCAGGAGAGGCCGGACACGCCCAAGUCAGGCCGAAGCGUCCUCCGCAAUGCACUGGAUGGGGCGAGGAAGGGCAUGCGCCUGGACAGGAAGAACGGGCGGGCGUCGCCGAGAGCGGACGGUGGUCCAGGCCAAGCCGACGAGACCGCGAGCGUGGGUUCCAGCCCUGACCUACACGCUCCCAGCGUGCACAGUAGUCGCUCCGUGCCCCGUUCCCUCAGGGGGAGCACUUUGGCGAUGGAGUCCUCCGGUCUGCCCACGGUGCCCAACAACCUGCGGCUCCAGACCAUCGGGAGGUCUCCAACACCCAGCAACCGCAGCGCAGCCUCCGGAAGCAGUAGACGGCCGGAUGGGGCAGAGAGCGUGGCUAGCUUCCACGCCAGCGAGAGCAUCCCGGACAAGAUGGCCGAGAGGCACCACGCAACCGAAUGGAGUCCUCCCACCAUUGCCGUGUCCAGAUCCUCGCUCUCCUCAGACCGCAGCCGCUCCGAGUUGGACCUGAGCGGACCGUGUGCCGAACCCGGGGAUGAUACCUUGAGCUUCAGGAGCCGCUCCAUGCCAGGAGAACUAAAUGAUGCUGAUUACUCGGACGACGAGCGGGACGAAGACAUUGACGCCCUGAUGUCAGAGCACAACCUGGCGACGCACGGGCGAGUGGCCAGCGCCAUGUCCACGCCCACCCCUCCGAGCUCGGAGCGCAAGUGGGGCUAUCUGAACGUCCCCGACUCGGAUGCCGAGACUAGCAGCCUCAACAGCAUCGUGAGCACGUACAGCGACAUGGGGGACUACAGCCACACGGUUGUCAGCGGGGAGAUCCUGCUCAACAUCUCCUACAGCUACAAGACGGGCGCCCUCAACAUUGUGGUGAAGGAGUGUCGCAACUUGGCCAUCGGGGACGAGCGGAAGCAGCGCACUGACCCCUACGUCAAGGGGUACCUCCUUCCGGACAAGUCCCGCCAGAGCAAGAGGAAGACCAGUAUCCGGCCCAACACUACCAAUCCUGUGUUCAACGAGACCCUGAAGUACGUCAUCAGCCACUCGCAGCUGGAGACACGCACGCUGCAGCUGUCCGUGUGGCACAACGACCGCUUCGGGCACAACCGCUUCUUGGGCGAGGUGGAAGUGCCUUUUGACUCCUGGGACUUUGAGAACCAGAUGGAGGAGUGGUACACCCUGCAGCCCCGGGUGGACACUGGUAUGGACACACUGCAGCAGUACAAGGGUGAGCUGACCGUUGUACUAAGGUACAUCCCUGCCGAGAAGAACCUCAUGCUGCCUCUUGACCAGGUCCAAGCCAAGAAAAGCUUUUUGAAGGGAAAGAAGACCAGCAUCAAGCUGCCCAAAGGUGGCAUGGUGGAGCUGCUCAUUAAAGAGGCCAAGAACCUUACUGCUGUGAAGUCUGGCGGGACCUCAGACACUUUUGUAAAAGGUUACCUUCUCCCAGACAACAACAAGUCCACGAAGCACAAGACAGCUGUGGUGAAGAAGAGUGUGAACCCAAAAUGGAACCAUACUUUCACUUACUGUGGCCUGCAGCCUGGUGACCUCAACAAUGUGUGCCUGGAACUCACCGUCUGGGAUAAGGAGUCCCUCUCCAGCAAUGUCUUCCUCGGAGGUGUGCGGCUUGGUGCCGGUACCGGCCAAAGCUAUGGGAAAGAGGUGGACUGGAUGGACUCAUUUGGGGAAGAGCAGCGGCUAUGGCAACGCAUGAUUGACAACCCAGAGGUUCCACAGGAGUGCACGCUGAUGCUGAGGUCCAGCAUGGGCAAACAUAAGGAGUGAGAGACUGAGAGGAAUGGACUUGGGCAGAUUUCCCUCCAAAACCUCUUCUCAUCUUCUUCCCAGACCUGUCCCACCAUGCCACAACCCCACCCAAAGGCAAGGAGUCACUGUCACAGAAGACAUGCUGUCAUGUCUUACGAAUGCACAGUCCAACGUCCUCUCCCCUCUACAGAUCAUGAAGCACUAGUGAAGACCAAGCACUGCUACACUGAGUUCAAAGUGACUGAGAAUAUCAGCACACGUCAUUGUCAGUUAAUUUCUUACUAUGCACUAUUGGAAUUUAUCCGUGUACCCCUCAGCAACUGAUGCAGUAUGUUGCCUUUUUUGAAAUGGGUUGGGCAUCUGUGUAGGUACGCGAACAGGUGAAUCCUGAUCCACUGAUGAAGGUAGCAGUCAAUCCAGUUCAGAGUAUCGUGGAGGAAAGCUGCAAUCCAGACAUUUACUGUUAUAUUCAGAAGUCUGCAAUGGUCUUAUUCUAGAUCGUAGCACGAAGGCUGGUGUGUAUUGACAAUCAAAGGAGCUUGAACUCUAUCAGACCCAUAACUUUCCUUUAAAGACAGACAGCUCUGAGAGAGAAGGCACUUCAAGGUGUCUUCAGAUGUAAAGUCCGCUUUACCAGGAAUUUGUUAUCAGUGUCAAAAAUAUACAUCAUGCCACUAACGUACCAUAGUAGAAUGGCUCCCCCUUGUCCAUAUGUUACAUAAACCUAUGAGGGCCCUAAGUGGAAUAAUUAAGGGAAAUAGAUGAGAGUGUAAAAUACCCAGGGUCAAUUGACUGGCCAUUGCGUAAGCGUAUUACACUUUGCCAGGUGGAAAUGUUUAAAUCCGAGAGGAGAGGUAACUGGUGAAAAUCUUUUCAUCAAGGAAUCACUUUGCAAAAACUGAUGUUACCUACACAAUAAAAUUUGUGCAGGUAUCAAGAUUUCAAUUGAACUAAUUUUCUCAGAGCUGGUUAACUGGCAAGUUUUCUGUUUAGCUUCUGAUAGAUAAAAUCCUGAAUUUACAUUUUAUUGGCUCUAUUUCGGAGUAACUCUGUGAAAAAUGCAAUACUUUCAGCGCAAACAACAGGGUAGCAUGCAAUAACUCACUAGGUAGUACAGCCAGAUCAUUGAUCGGUUGGGUAUAUAUUAAAUAUAUUUUUGGCACGCUAACAAUUUGUCUCUGUCUGCUGCAUGAUCAGUUAAUAGCUUGUUUGAGCAUAGCUACCCAGUCUUCAUUGAACACAUAGACAGCAUUCCAAAAACAUUAACACAUCCCAUUAGAAGUGAGAAAAAUCUGGGGUCUAUUUUUAUAGGCUGAUUUUAAUUUGCAGAAGAUCUGAUUGGCUGUCAGCAAACACCGUGUACCCAGAGGAACCAGCACGGUGCCAGUUGACAAGCUUGCGAGUGGCCCUAAUUUUCGUGUACAGGUGGUCCCUGAUUUACGAUGGUUCGACUUACGAUUUUCUCGACUUUA